Messenger RNA from Gopherus flavomarginatus (Mexican gopher tortoise), 1618 nucleotides. RefSeq names its product heterogeneous nuclear ribonucleoprotein A1 (gene HNRNPA1). Lineage: Eukaryota; Metazoa; Chordata; Testudines; Testudinidae. The transcript has 11 exons. The record is from RefSeq and is a predicted model, not a curated record. Gene Ontology annotation, molecular function: RNA binding. Bases 16 to 1281 code for a protein of 421 amino acids.
GCGGCCCUUUCGCGCAUGCGCGGCGGGGACAAGUCUCUGGGCGUCGGCCCUCCCGCGAUCCGACUCCUCGCGCCUGCGCCCGCCUUUGUGCAGAACCAGAGCGGAGCUAUGGCGGCCGGGCGAGCGGCGCGUGGCGGGCAUCGUGUGCGCUCCCCUAAGGAACCCGAGCAGCUGCGCAAGCUCUUCAUCGGUGGCCUGAGCUUCGAGACAACAGAUGAGAGCCUUCGUGGCCACUUCGAGCAAUGGGGCACGCUCACCGAUUGCGUGGUAAUGAGAGAUCCAAAUACCAAGCGCUCCAGGGGCUUUGGGUUUGUUACAUACUCUACAGUAGAAGAGGUUGAUGCUGCCAUGAAUGCUAGACCACACAAAGUUGAUGGCAGAGUUGUUGAACCAAAGAGGGCCGUAUCCAGAGAGGACUCACAGAGACCUGGAGCUCACCUGACAGUGAAGAAAAUCUUUGUUGGUGGGAUUAAGGAAGACACAGAGGAGCACCACCUGAGAGACUACUUUGAACAGUAUGGCAAAAUUGAAGUGAUUGAGAUCAUGACAGACCGUGGCAGUGGCAAGAAGAGAGGCUUUGCGUUUGUCACCUUUGAUGACCACGACUCGGUGGACAAGAUUGUUAUUCAGAAGUAUCACACUGUGAAUGGCCACAACUGCGAAGUGAGGAAAGCACUGUCAAAGCAAGAAAUGGCCAGCGCUUCGUCCAGCCAAAGAGGUCGCAGUGGCUCUGGGAACUUCAGUGGUGGCGGCCGUGGAGGUGGAUUUGGCGGAAAUGACAACUUUAACCGUGGCAGCAACUUUAGUGGUCGGGGUGGGUUUGGUGGCAGCCGCGGUGGUGGCUAUGGAGGCAGUGGAGACGGCUAUAAUGGAUUUAGCAAUGAGGGUUAUGGUGGUGGCGGUGGUGGCCCUAGCUACUCUGGUGGGAGCAGAGGCUACGGUGGCAGUGGCAACUACGACGGCUAUAACAACGGAGGUGGUGGCUUUGGCAGUGGCAGUGGAGGAAGCAGCUUUGGAGGUGGCGGAAACUACAAUGACUUCGGCAGUUAUAACAACCAAUCUUCAAACUUUGGCCCUAUGAAAGGAGGGAACUUCGGAGGCAGGAGUUCUGGUCCAUACAGCAGCGGUGGGGGGGUCGCACUUGGAGGCUUGCUAUCUGAAAGGGGUCACCAGAACAAAAGUUUGAGACCCACUGCUAUAACGCCAUCUCCAAUUGCUCUCUCAGGUGGCUACGGUGGCUCCAGUAGUGGCGGUAGUUAUGGAGGUGGGCGAAGGUUUUAACUGCCAGGAAACAAAGCUUAGCAGGAGAGGAGAGCCAGAGAAGGGACAGGGAAGCUACAGGUUACAACAGUUGUGAACUCAGCCAAACACAGUUGUGGCAGGGUGUAGCUGCUACAUGAAGACAUGUGUUAGACAAACUCUCCUUUGCAAACAUAAGGACUGUAUUUGUGACUAAUUGUAUAACAGGUUAUUUUAGUUUCUGUUCUGUGGAAAGUGCAAAGCAUUCCAAUAAGGGUUUUUAUGUAGAAUUAAUUUUAUUUUUUUCCGCACCCAUGCUGUUGAUUGCUAAUUGUAAUAGACUGAUCAUGACGCUGAAUAAAUGUGUCUUUUUUUUAAA